AGCGAGGCCGCAGCCAUGGAACCCGCGCAGCAGCCGCUGCCCCAGCCGGCCCCGCAAGGCCCCGAGGCGCCGUCUGCGCCCGCGCCCCCGGCCAGCCACCAAGUCGUGCAUGUCCGCGGAGACUCGGAGACCGACCUGGAGGCGCUCUUCAACGCCAUCAUGAACCCCAAGACGGCCAACGUGCCGCAGACCGUGCCCAUGCGGCUGCGCAAACUGCCCGACUCAUUCUUCAAGCCGCCCGAGCCCAAGUCCCACUCGCGGCAGGCCAGCACCGAUGCAGGCACUGCAGCGGCUCUGACCCCGCAGCACGUUCGUGCUCACUCCUCCCCUGCAUCCCUGCAGCUGGGCGCCUUGUCUCCUGGGACUCUGUCCCCUGCUGUGGUCUCUGGCCCAGGCGCCACCCCUGCAGCCCAGCAUCUCCGCCAGUCUUCCUUUGAGAUCCCUGACGAUGUACCGCUGCCCGCAGGCUGGGAGAUGGCCAAGAUGUCUUCGGGUCAGGGUCAGAGGUACUUCUUAAACCACAUCGACCAGACAACAACAUGGCAGGACCCCAGGAAGGCCAUGCUCUCCCAACUCAACGUCCCUACGCCUGCCAGCACAGCGGUGCCUCAGACCCUGAUGAACUCUGCCUCAGGACCUCUUCCUGAUGGCUGGGAGCAAGCCAUGACUCAGGAUGGAGACGUUUACUACAUAAACCAUAAGAACAAGACCACGUCCUGGCUGGACCCAAGGCUUGACCCUCGUUUUGCCAUGAACCAGAAAAUUACUCAGAGCGCUCCAGUGAAGCAGCCGCCGCCCUUGGCUCCCCAGAGCCCACAGGGAGGCGUCCUGGGUGGUGGCAACUCCAGCCAGCAGCAGCAGAUGCAGCUGCAGCAGCUGCAGAUGGAGAAGGAGAGACUGCGGUUGAAGCAGCAAGAAUUACUGCGGCAGGAAUUAGCUCUCCGAAGCCAGCUGCCCACGCUGGAGCCGGACGGAGGAACUCAGAAUGCCAUGUCUUCUCCCGGGAUGUCUCAGGAGCUGAGAACGAUGACGACCAAUAGUUCAGAUCCCUUUCUUAACAGUGGCACCGAUCACUCUAGAGACGAGAGCACGAACAGCGGCCUCAGCAUGAGUAGCUACAGCGUCCCUCAGACCCCGGAUGACUUCCUGAACAGUGUUGAUGAAAUGGAUACAGGUGACACUAUCAACCAAAGCACCCUGCCUUCUCAGCAGAGCCGCUUCCCAGACUACCUUGAAGCCAUCCCUGGGACAAAUGUGGACCUCGGAACACUGGAAGGAGAUGUGAUGAACAUAGAAGGGGAGGAGCUGAUGCUCAGCCUCCAGGAAGCCCUGAGCUCUGACAUCCUCAAUGACAUGGAGUCCGUGCUGGCCGCCACCAAGCUCGAUAAAGAAAGCUUCCUCACAUGGUUAUAGAGUUGCCAGGAAGCCACUCUCCAAGUCUGUGAAGGAUCCACGGAGCCUAAGAUGUGCAAACCUGAAAUUCAGAUAAGCCGGUGGUGUCAAGUCUUUGGCUAAUACAGGAAACCGAUGAACAAAUGUCCAGCAGGGACCUUCCAUCAUCCACUGCUCUGCUCUUCUCCGCCCGUCGCUGCUGUUAAUGUUGCUGCCCUGUUCACAGCCUGCCCUGAAGAAUCAGACACACAAAACAAAAAGCCCCUUUGGUUUCUUUUGCUCUAAUAACUACUAUUCUCUGGGGUUGCUGGAGAAUACCCUGUGUGGGUGAUGGUGUUCUCCCUUUUGCCCAGUGGUGUCCUCACACAUUGUUUUAAAUGAACACUCAGACUGGGGACUGAAAUGCUUCGUGUCAGAGCAUUUGCUCAAGAUAAAAGGUGGUUUCUUCCGUUGCCUUUGGCACUCUGGUCCAACAAGCCAAAAACAUGGCAUCUGAUCUUAAGUACUCAGUGCCAAUCGGGAGAUCUCAAAGACUGGUGGACUUUUUUGAUUUCUUCUCCUGGUGAUGCCAUUAGUCACAUGGUGACCUGGAUUUUAUUUUAGAAGCUUCUAAGGCAUGAGACAGUUUCCAUAGAAAUAUAUUAAUUAUUGCCACAUACUCUAGGCUAGGUUUGAGUGGGUAUUUUUUUGGGUGCUGGUGGCCUUCCUUCCUUUCUUCCUUCCUUCGAUUCCUUCCUUCCUUCGGUGAUUGGUUUUGUUGGAACGUAGGUAAAUUAGUAAAGUUGUUUAUAGCUAUAGCUUGGGUGGGCAGUACUGUUGUGGGGGGCAGGAAAUCUGUAUUUCCUGGCUUUUUACAUCUUAUUUAAAUCUUGGUUAUCUCCUUUCUACAUAUGUACACACACUUAUAAUGUCUAUGGUAGUGGGAUAGCAGAAUGUAUCUUUUUAAAGGUUUCCCUCCUUUCCAGCUUAGUUUUUAAAUGGUAGCCUUGAGCGUACACAUUUAGAAUACAUGACUAGUGGGUUUAUGUUUCACAAAUAGUUUAAAUUCUUGUUGGCAACCUGCAAGUGUUCAAGGUAGGGCCGUUUUAUGGAAAGGGCUCCUGUGGUGGUGGAGCCUAGAGGAGCUCUCUUGUCCUCUACACUAGGAUGGAAGCUGACACGGGCCUCACUUCCCCUGGGACCACUUCCUACGGGGCAGUCACUGAGCAAGAGUGAGCUCAGGAGCAGACCUUCCCUCUGCCGCCUCCUCAGUUUGCGAUGUGAACUCAGGUACUUGAGUUCUCAUUUGUCGUGGUCACAAUUAAGACCGGGUUGAGUGUUACCUACAAGAUCGUUUUUUACAGGACCUGCUCACACUUUUUUGCCAAAUGGACCCUGGCAGAGUGUGCAGGAGGCUGUGAGGUCAUGGGUUGGCUGGUAACGUGAUCAGACAAGUAAGUGUGUGGGGGUAGUUGACCUUAGUGAAGAAAUAGAGAUAAGCAUGAGUAUGUCUUUAUUUUUGCAAGGAGAGAGCUUACUAGAGUAUGUGAUGGCUUCCAAAGAGUAUUUUUUAAAGGAACAAAAUAAGCAUGAAUUAACCUUUCAGUAUAAGCUAUGAUGUGUAGUAGUUGGUUAUGAAUUGUAGUGGCACCAGCUAGCACCUCUGUCACUUAAGGGUCUUUGUAUGCUUUUAGGAGAAUCCCUUAUUUUCAAGGGUUUUUAAUGAGCAGACAAAAAAAAACCCAUCCCCUUUCCCUGGCUAAAGCUGCCGUGGGAAGCCUCAGCUUAGGAAGGUGGAGAUCUGUUGGCGCUUUGAUCUAGUGUAGCACAGGAAGGGAAGUAGGAAAGUUUUAUCCAGUACUUUGAGUGCUCAGAAAAUGCAAUCAGUGUAUUAUAUAUGAUGAUUCAUAGUCAGAACCAGUGUAUUAUACAUUGUGAUUCAUAGUCAUUUGUAGCCAUCGACCCUAAGGCUUCUACUAAGAAACUAGCUGAAGAUUCACCUUUGAGUUAGGUCUGGGGAAAUGGUCACCAGGAGGAUUUAGUUUAGAACAAAAAUGAAAUUGUAUUCUAAAACUCAGUAGUGGGCAGUGAGUGUGCAGACCAUAGGACACUGGUGAGUGCCUACAGUUUGCCAGUAAGCACGGAGUAAGGCUGCAUCCUCUGCGGGCCCGAACUGUAGUGUGCUUGGAGGGUGGGAAGGUGGGCUGGCGAGGUUAGUGGGGCCAUGAUAGAAAAGCUUUCAUGAACUUCUUUCUCUCCAGUAAACACUUAGCCCACAUCUUGCUGUCAGUAAAGAAGUUGUUCCUAAACUUUGAGUCACUUAAGCUUGCCCACGAAGUGAGGUGCGGUUUCCCUCCCUGGGGAUUGUUUGCCUGGUGAUACCUCAGUGUCCAGCAGCUCCUGGUGCCUGACAGCUGUCUGGCCUCACCACACCCUUUGUGCUGACUGCGGGGACCUGAGCACCCUUCCCUUCCCUGAAUCACGGCCUCAAUGUCGUCUUGUGUCCUUGCUGAUGUAAAAGUGUUUAAUGCUUCCUGGAUGUAGUGGGUAGCAUGCGGAUAAAAAUUUAACUGGUUAUCUUGAAUUUCUUUUACAAUAAACCAAUUUUUAUAAUCUU
This is a messenger RNA of Mesocricetus auratus (golden hamster), 3988 nucleotides long. Its product is annotated as transcriptional coactivator YAP1-like. Gene Ontology annotation, biological process: positive regulation of transcription by RNA polymerase II; hippo signaling. Gene Ontology annotation, cellular component: nucleus; cytoplasm. NCBI's taxonomy places the organism in Eukaryota, Metazoa, Chordata, Mammalia, Rodentia, Cricetidae. Gene Ontology annotation, molecular function: protein binding; transcription corepressor activity; transcription coactivator activity. The record is from RefSeq and is a predicted model, not a curated record.